Molecule: messenger RNA, 2016 nt
Organism: Carlito syrichta (Philippine tarsier)
Lineage: Eukaryota; Metazoa; Chordata; Mammalia; Primates; Tarsiidae
Gene: CCDC62
Product: coiled-coil domain containing 62
Exons: 11
Coding region: 16-2016 (666 amino acids)
Source: RefSeq, a predicted model, not a curated record
GGCGGAGGAAACCCUAUGAACUCUCCGGCGACCUUCCUCGCCGGGCGCCAGAACAUCGGGUCAGAAGUUGAGAUUUCCACUAUUGAGAAACAACGGAAGGAGCUGCAGUUGCUCAUUGGAGAAUUAAAAGAUCGAGAUAAAGAACUCAAUGACAUGGUUGCGGUGCAUCAAAGACAGCUUCUGUCAUGGGAAGAGGAUCGGCAGAAAGUGUUGACUUUGGAAGAACGUUGCAGCAAAUUAGAAGGUGAACUACAUAAAAGAACUGAACUAAUCAGGUCACUCAUGAAGAAGGUAAAAACCCUUGAAUCCAAUCAAGCUGAAUGCCAGACAGUACUUCAAAAGACCCAGCUACUGCUUCAGGAAAUGGCUCAAAAGGCAACACAUUCUUCUCUCCUCUCUGAAGACCUGGAGGCUAGAAAUGAAAAUCUCAGCAGUACAUUAGUGGAACUUUCUGCUCAGGUAGGACAAUUAAAAGCUCGUGAACAAGCUCUCACUACAAUGAUAAAGCUAAAGGACAAAGAUAUUAUUGAGGCAGUCAAUCACAUUGCAGACUGUUCGGGUAAAUUUAAAUUGUUAGAGCAUGCUCUACGCGAUGCUAAGAUGGUGGAGAAUUGUAUAGUGAAGGAAAAGCAAGAUUAUAAGCAGAAAUUGAAGGCACUGAAGAUUGAAAUCAAUAAACUAAAAGAGGACCUAAAUGAAAAGACGACAGAAAAUAAUGAACAACGAGAAGAGAUCAUUCGCCUCAAGCAAGAGAAAAGUUGCCUGCAUGAUGAAUUGGUUUUUACUGUAGAGAGAGAAAAGAGAAAAGAUGAGUUACUUGAUAUUGCAAAGUCAAAGCAAGAACGUACAAAUUCAGAACUGCAUAAUCUGAGACAGAUUUAUGUGAGACAACAGAGUGAUUUGCAGUUUCUUAAUUUCAAUGUGGAAAGAUCUCAGGAAUUAAUACAGAUAUACGACUCAAAGAUGGAGGAAUCAAAGGCCCUGGAAUCCAGCAGAGACAUGUGUUUAUCAGACCUUGAAAAUAGCCAUCCAAAAGUCGACGUUACGAGGGAAAGAAAUCCAAAGUCACUGUUUAAAGACCCCAAAUUUGAGGCCACAUUGGUUCAGCAAACUAGUUCUGACAAGAGCUCUUAUGAUGUAUGCAAAGAUAAAAAGCUACAGGUGAAUGCUGCAUUUGAGGAAAAAGGUGUCAUUACUGUGUCAUCUCUGUUUACAAAAAACUUAAUGGAGAAACAAAAGUCUUGGUCUCUGGGAGGAAAGAUCCAGAUUGAGCCCGAAAACAAAAUUGCAUUGUGCAGGAUCCAUGCAAAAUCACCAAAAGAGAAUGGAAUUGAGGCCCAGAACGAAGAGAAACAGUUCUCAGAAACAUCACCUUUAUCUGAUGAAAAGCAGUGGCACGAUGUCAGCGUUUACCUGGGCCUGGCCAACUGUCCGGGUUCAAAACAACCAGAAAAGCAAGAUCAGGUGGAAAGAUCUGAAAUCUCAUGUUGCCAGGAAAACGAAGCCUGUCUGGGUGAAAGUGACAUAAGUGAAUCCAAGUGCUGCCACCCAAGUAACUUCAUAGUUGAAGCCCCGGGCCACAUGUCUGACAUGGAGUGGAUGAGUAUUUUCAAGCCUUCCAAAACGCAGAGAAUUGUUCGCCACAAAUCCACAUGUACUUGUUCAGAAAGCGUCAGUGGAACAAACCUUCACUCCUCAGCAAGUGAGCUAAUUGCCAUCCAACAUUCCCACUGUUUGGGUUCUUCAAAGUCUGCCUUAAGAGAGGAUGAGAUAGCGUCUGCUCCUGAUAAAAAGAAUUCACCUAAGAGUUUGUUAAUCAACAAAGAUGCAGCAGUAUCCAGUGAAAAGGUUCGUAUGGUAUUAUCUUCCCAGGACAGUUUUUCACCCACAAGUAAGCUGCAGCGCUUGCUGGCAGAAUCUCGUCAGAUGGUGACUGAUCUGGAGCUGAGCACGUUGCUGCCCAUCGGCUGUGAAAAUCUCAACAGCAGUGCCAAAAAUGUACGUGUUUCCUUCUGA